Molecule: messenger RNA, 2101 nt
Organism: Nematolebias whitei (Rio pearlfish)
Lineage: Eukaryota; Metazoa; Chordata; Actinopteri; Cyprinodontiformes; Rivulidae
Gene: scamp5a
Product: secretory carrier membrane protein 5a
Exons: 7
Coding region: 250-942 (230 amino acids)
Biological process (GO): protein transport
Cellular component (GO): trans-Golgi network membrane; recycling endosome membrane
Source: RefSeq, a predicted model, not a curated record
GUCACGUGACCGCCUCUGACUCCCAAACCAUCAUCUGAGGAAUAACGGGACAUAUUUGUCCGAACAGCGGCCUGUUAGGCGCUUCCCACCGGACGUCUUUUAACGCGGAUAAAACCAUAGGAUGCUGUUUAAACGGGCGGAAGGAUUUUAACAACAAUCUCGGACUGAACGGGAGUUUGGGCUUUAAGGCAGCAGAGACAGACGUUUGAGCUCCUGUUUGCAAGUGAAGGAGACCACCGAGCAGCAAUCAUGGCCGAAAACAACUUCCCUCCCCUGCCACGGUUCAUCCCCCUCAAGCCAUGCUUCUACCAAGACUUCAAUGAAAUCCCAGACCAGCGACGCACCAUGUGCAAGAGGCUCUACUACCUCUGGCUCUUGAACACUGCCACGCUCGCUGUGAAUCUCAUCGGCUGCCUGGCGUGGAUGUGUGGAGGUGGAGGAGCCAUUAACUUCGGCCUGGCCUUCCUCUGGCUCAUCCUCUUCACUCCUUGUUCCUAUGUUUGCUGGUUUAGACCCAUCUAUAAGGCGUUUAAGACGGACAGCUCCUUCAACUUCAUGGCUUUCUUCUUCGUCUUCAUGGCUCAGGUGUUGAUCAGUAUUAUCCAAACUGUGGGCAUUCCUGGCUGGGGCGUCUGCGGCUGGUUUGCCACCAUCACCUUCUUCAGCACCAACCUCGGCUCAGCUGUGGUCAUGCUGAUCCCCACCAUCAUGUUCACCGCGGUGGCCGUGCUCUCCUUCGUCGCCCUUUCAAAGGUUCAUAACUUCUACCGUGGCAGCGGUGGCAGCCUGGGUAAAGCCCAGGAGGAGUGGGCCACGGGGGCCUGGAAGAACCCGCACGUCCAGCAAGCAGCUCAGCAGGCGGCGAUGGGAGCUGCACAGGGAGCCAUGCAGCAGAACCAGUACUCAGCGGCCCCCACCUACAACUACGACGACCCUAUGUAGAACAGACGAGGGGGGGUCUGACAGCAGAGAGCUAAAAAGGGAUCAAUUAACAAACACAACUCAGAAUUAGGUGCCCUUCAUUUCACCACAGAUGAAAUUAAAACAAUAAAAGUUAGGGAGGUGGAAGUGUACUUAGAAUAAAAUUUGACACAUUGGAUUAAAUAACCAGAUUAGUCACACUUCUGUCAACAAACCCUAAAGACAAACAUGUUUUGCUGCAUAAUUUUAGUUGUCCAGUGUGGGUUUAUAUCAAAUAUCCAUAUUUUAUGCCCAAAAUAAUAAUAAUAAUUAAUUAAUAAUAAUCUCCUGAGCUUCGUCUUCUUCAAGUUCGUUCCUGCAUCAACGUCACCAAGCUACGCUUUGUUUUGACGCAUUCAACCUCUUAUUUUAAUAACGCGCAGCUACAUAAGUGUUUAUUCUUUGUAGCUUCGACGCUAACAAAAUGUUAACACAUUUGUCCGUUUUUGGUAGACAAUUCAGCGAGCAGGUCACUCAUGAAAAAUGUCAAGGAAACCUUUAAGAAAAACUUCUCCCUCUAGAAGUAAGUUGACAUUUCUCAAAAUAUUUUUUAUUUAUUAUUUUGGCAAAAGUUAAACGCUUCCACUAGCAGCUAGCUAGCUUAGCUUAGGACAAAGACAAGUAAAAGCUUGUUGGGUUUUGUUCACAUGCAACAAAAACACGACAGCCCUCAUUCUGUGACUUGUUUCUUUCCUGAAAAGUCUUUAAAGGCAGAUUUAUACCUUUUUUGUGUUAAAGGACUUUCCUUUGUUUCAAGUGCUAAGCUAAGUUGCUAGCAAUAGCUUCAUAUUUAUCCUAUAGUUGAGAUAAAUAUUGUGACUAUGACCACUUGUUAAUCUUUAGAGAACGUUUAAAGUUUGAGAUGUUUUUUUUUUUACUAUAACCUUCAUAUUUACUAUCAUUUGUAAAGAAAAUACAGUUUGUUUGGUGACCUGUUUAGUUAGUUUAAUCUGAUGAUGUUUCAGUUCCACUCUGUGUUCGUUAUAUCAGUGAUUCCCAACCCUGGUCCUCGAGGAACACUAUCCUGCAUGUUUAAGUUUUUCCCCUGCUCCAACACACCUGAUUCAGUGAUUUGAUUACUUUCUCAAGUUCUGCAGGAGCCUGUAAAUCACCCAUUUAUUCAAAUCAGGUGAGUCAAAGC